AUGAAAAAGGAAACCGAUGUGAACAAGGUAUGGGAUACUCUUAGUAGUCUUCCUCCCAUUCACACUACAUGCUGUCUUUAUGGAAAUGUUGAUAUUUAUGCUUAUAAUCCUUCUGUUGGAUCAUUUACAGAUGAUUAUGUUUUCUUUGAGAAAUUUUGCCUUGAUAAAUACAAGUUCGCACAUGAUGAUGUAGUAAUUUUCAGUUAUCCAACUAAUUACAAGGAGAUAUGUGUGAAAAUAAUAGUAGCAAUGGAAGGUGAUUAUAUCAGUAAUGUUGGUGGUGUUGUGAAGGUUCCGGAAGGACAUUGUUGGGUAGAAGGUGACAACUUAGCUUCUAGCUUUGAUUCAACAUCAUUUGGCCCCGAUAAAAUCGGGGUUUUUGUUAGCAUUGUAAGCACAAAAAUUCCAUUCAAAGGGACUGGAAAGGAAUAUAUUGGAGAUGACAUAAGCGAGAUUGCUAAUGCUGUCAAGACUUCUCUUAAACAAUGCUGCGUCCAGCUAAAGUCAAAAAUAUUGAAGAAAAUUCAGGCUUGUGAGCAACAAGAGAGAAAAAAAUUUGAGGAGGUAAUCGUUUAUGCCUGA
Molecule: messenger RNA, 582 nt
Organism: Lactuca virosa
Lineage: Eukaryota; Viridiplantae; Streptophyta; Magnoliopsida; Asterales; Asteraceae
Source: the annotation of a GenBank genome assembly